UCGCAUCUCGGAUCGAACUUAUUUCCGAACGUAUCGGAGGUUGCCAUGACAGUUUUUUAAACAAACGUACUGUUUUGUAUAUGUAAAUAAAAGUGAAUCUUCUUAAUUAUUGCGAGUUACUCGAAAAAAUGUCUGAUAAACCGAAAAAUUUCGCUGUGCCCGCAAGUAAAAACGUUCGUAGUGCACGUACAUCUACAGUUAACACUGUUGCUUCAUCAUCUAAAACACGCGUUCCGCCAAGUGCCAUAAAGGAAAAAAAUGCAUCUUCGCGUUCGAAAAUGAAUAAAACAGCAGCAAAUAUGACAUUAAUUGGUGAUUUGGAUGCUACUACGAUGAAACAGGAAGUUUCAGUGCCUAAUUUAGCUACAGAACAACAUCAAAUUAUGUAUGGAAAAUUUUUGCGUGACAUGUUAGAGGAAUGUAUUGUGGACGAUAAAAUUGAGCGGGAAGAAACGCAAAUCGAUAUUCAGAUGGCUUUAUUAGCUGAUAGAUUCCAGAAGACCAUUGAUCAGCUCGAUAAGACCAAUAGAAGGUUGAAGGAUAUUAAUUUUGUUGUCGAACAAAAAAGACUCUUGGAUCUAAAAAGCAAUGACUGUACCCAAUACUAUGAAAUGAUGGAUAAUUCCAAUACAGAAAACAUUUUAAAAGACCUAUCUUUAGCGGAACAAGCGUGCCUUGAUAAACUCGAGACAAAGAAUAUGGAUUUUGGUUACGACAAUGACAGCGGCUAUAAGAAGUUAUUAGAUGCGGUGAAUGAUGCUAUUGAGGGGCUAGAGAACAUUAAAAAACAUUCCAAAUUUGAUUUGACCAAGUUCAAAGAGUAUGAAAAGACAGACAAGUGUUUGGAUGAUGUCGAAAAGGACCGAUUUGACAUUGAGAGUCUUAAGUCAGAGUUUGAGACCAAGUUUCCGCAUUUAAGUGAGAAGUUAAUGAAGGAAGCAUCAGAACGGAUUGGAAAACUUAUGGAUAAUGAACCAGAUACAGACACAGAUGAUGACUAAUU
Molecule: messenger RNA, 1003 nt
Organism: Hyposmocoma kahamanoa
Lineage: Eukaryota; Metazoa; Arthropoda; Insecta; Lepidoptera; Cosmopterigidae
Exons: 2
Coding region: 129-1001 (290 amino acids)
Source: RefSeq, a predicted model, not a curated record